AAUUUUGUUUACAAUCGGCAUUUUUCGAUUUUUCAGUCUCCUACAAAUAUUAAAGAUAAAUUAAAUUUCUAUGAUUUAAAAGUCUUGUUCCCCCUGCAUCAUGCCAGGAACUAUUUUGGAAAAUUUGAGUGGAAAAAAACUAAGUAUUUUGAUUAGCGUUUUUUUAAUAUGCCAAUUAGCCUGCUUUUUAUUGGGUCUUAUAGCACCAAGUCCUGCAACGACUCAAACAAUCUUAGCAACAGUUUGUGUUGAUGAAAAUCCAUUAUCCUCACGUAGUGCUACUGAUAAAUGGUUUACUCGACAAUGUUCGAAAAGCAUACAAUUAUCUGAUCCAAAAGCCACUAUUGGUUUAGAUGCUAAUAAUUUGGUAUUUGUAACAGAGAUGCCAUUACUUAACUUGGAUUAUUCUCGUUGGCAGCAAAAUUUGGUUGGAAUACUUCAAAUAGAUAUGGUCUAUCAGAAUGAACAAAAAAUUUUGAAUCCAAUGAUCGAAUUGACACUUGAUUCUCGUUUAGCCUUUAGUGAUAAAACACCAAAUGGUGGUAAAACGCCUUGGAAGUACUAUUCUCAUGCUGAGGAAAAAAGAUAUAUGAAUUGCAUAUUUGAGGAGAGGGUUGAAGAAAAGCAUGGUUAUCCAUAUAACUGUACAAUGGUUGCUCUUUUUGAAUUAGGAUCUUUGUUUCAUGAUUAUUACCUAUUAAAUUUGCGUAUGCCUUACAAUUAUACAACAAAAAAGAACAUUGAUCUGGGUAAAGUUGAGGAUGUAUAUCUUCAUACUAUUUAUAUGAAUGGAGGUUUUACAAAAGUUUGGGUUAGUUUAAAAACCGUGUUCUUUCCUAUUCUUUUAAGCAUAAUGACUUGGUUUUGGCAUCGAGUGCAUAAACUUAACAGAAAACCAGUUUUAUUAGAGUAUAUGCUAAUAUCUUUAGGAUGUACUUUAGCAUUUCUUAAUCUCCCAAUAGAAUUUCUUAGUUUAACUUUUGAAAUGCCUUAUAUGUUAUUAUUAAGUGAUAUCCGCCAAGGGAUAUUUUAUGCCAUGCUACUCUCAUUUUGGUUGAUAUUUGCUGGUGAACAUAUGUUAAUUCAAGAGCAUGCAGAAAGAAAUACUUUAAAGAGAUACUGGAAACAUUUAAGCACAAUUGCUGUUGGAUGUUUAUGUUUACUUAUUUUUGAUUUAUGUGAAAGAGGUGUUCAAUUAGUCAAUCCAUUUUAUUCAAUUUGGGUCACACCAGUUGGUACCAAUUUGGCUCUUGCUUUUAUUAUUUUAGCUGGAAUAUCUGCAGGAUUAUACUUUUUAUUCCUAUGCUACAUGAUCUGGCGUGUAUUUAAAAAUAUUAGUAUUAAAAGAUCUGUUUUACCAAGUAUGUCUCAAGCCAGGCGAUUACAUUAUGAAGGUAUUAUUUAUAGAUUUAAUUUUUUGAUGUUGACAACAUUAAUUUGUGCUGCUGUUACUAUAAUUUCUUUUAUACUCUCUCAAGUUGAUGAAGGCCAGGACAAGUGGGAUGAAACAAUGGAUUUGGAGUUGUCUUCUAUAAUUCACACUGGUGUAUAUGGAAUGUGGAAUAUAUACAUUUGUGCUAUGUUAAUUUUAUAUGCUCCUAGCCAUAAACAGUGGCCAUUAGAUCCUAAUUGUUCUGACGGGGAAGAAGUAGAAUUUAGUCGAAUUCCUAAUGAAUCAGCUUCCAAUGAAAUUUCUGCUUUAACCAGCUUGUCUGCUAAAACAAGUAUUGAUUAAGUUUAUUUUAUCUCUAUACUGCUUGGUGCAAUACUAAUAUCUUAAAUUAUUUUUAAACAUUUGCCAGUAAUUUUUUGUGAAAAUACUAGACAAAUGGGUGCUUUCAUUAAUGUAGAGAAAUAUAAAAGUGCUCUCCUAUAUAGAAAUGCAUAAGACUAAUUAGUUUUUAAGAUAGUGGAACUUUUUUUAGUAACUCUUAUUCAACUUUAGAUUGGCUUUAUGUUCAGUAUUUAAAGCUAAAAUAUAAUUAUUUUAGAUACUUCAUGUUGUUUCAUACCUCAACUCACUAAUAUUGCUGCUCCUGUUCAGAAAUAUCGCCAAAUUUUAUCUCUGAAUAAUGCUCUAAAGAACUGCUAUCACCGAGGCUAUCGCAGUUUCUAUUGACUCGUUUCCGGUUUUUAUUUUUUAAUCUAGUUUUUUUAUGGUAAAAUAUCUGUGAGUUGAACUGUAUCCUUUAAAUGGUUUAUAAAUAUAUGUAAACUAUAAAUAAUAAAAUAUUGUACUCUGUGGCUAAUAAUCAAUUUGUUUCUUACUAUUACUUUCUUGGUAAACUUUCAGAACAUCAUGCAUGGUAUUUUUAGACCAUUUAAUAAGUAUUACAAGUACUUAAGUUUUAUAAAAUCAAUAAUUAUUAAAGUAUAACUGAAAUAUUUACUAUUAAUUAGAUAUAGUAUGUUCAUUGUUGACAUUUUACUGAGAUAGAAAAGUAUGUAACUCCAUUUUAAGAAAUUUUACAGGAGCCAAAAAAAGGUUUUUUUUUUAAAUUAUAUGUGUUUAAUAUGUGUUUGUGACGUUAUGAAUCAGUUGUGUAUACUAACAGAGAUCUUAGAUAAAUAAUUUGUUUAUCUGAGGCAGAAAUACACUUUGUUAUACAAAUGUCAGCCGUCUGGAGUUACAUAAUUUAUAUUUUCCAUUUUGGAACAAUUACUGCAGGAAAGGAUGAUACAAAAUUUUCUAGAGUGGUGCUAUAACCACCUAGAUAAUAGAAGAUACUAAAAUCUGUAAUUCAUUAAAAUGUAGUUACAAACUUUUUAGGUUUCGAUAUAUUUCUAGGUAUUUAUUCCAUGUGUAUCAAAUUUUGAAAACGAACAGUAUUGUAUUUAUUUUU
This is a messenger RNA of Psylliodes chrysocephalus, 2843 nucleotides long. Lineage: Eukaryota; Metazoa; Arthropoda; Insecta; Coleoptera; Chrysomelidae. The record is from the annotation of a GenBank genome assembly.